AUGAAGAAGUUUGGCUUUGGCAGCAAGAAGGGGGGCGACGACGGCGGUGAUGACGAUGCUUCCCGCAGCGCCCUUUUCGGCCGCAAGAAGUCUUCUCAGCCGCCCGCCGGUGACAACCCCUACGCUCAAGCCCCGCCAGCCAACGACCCCUACGCCCAGAGUUCCAAGUCCGCCGCCGCCUCGGCCCCCUACCAGCAACAACGCCCGGGGGGCUUCCAGUCGAACCCCUACGGCGGCGGCGGCGGCGGCAGCUCUGGCGGCCUCCCCGGUGGUCCCGGGCCCCGUCGAAACCCCUCCGGCAGCGGCGCCUCGACCUACUCGCAACCGCCGCCUCCCUACGGCGGCGACGCCAACGAGCGAUCCAGCAGCGGGUACGGCGCCGACAGGUACGGUGCGUCGGGCGGCUACGGCGAUAACCGCUACGACAACAGCGGCGGCGGCAGCGGCGGUGGCUAUGGCGGCGCCAACAGCGCGACCAGCUCUUCUCGGGCGCCCAGCAGCGCAACCAGCAGCGCCAGCAGGGGCGGCAACAACAACGGCUACGGCCAGGACAACGCCGGCGGCUCCUCCUCCGCCGCAGCUGGCGCCGAGGGCGACCCGUACGGCGGCUACGGCGCCGAGCGCGAGCUCACCGAGGAGGAGAUCGAGGCGCAGGAGGUCCGCGACGUCAAGAAGCAGAUCCAGGACACGCGGCAGGAGUCGAUCAACUCGCUGCAGCGCAGAUGGAGCAGACGAUGCGUGGUCUCAACUCGCGACAAGUCGCAGCAGCGUGGUUCGGGCAAGUCCUCGGCGGCGGAGAAGAGCAAGUACGUCUUCCUCGACGAGGACGACGACGAGAACAACCAGGCGCUUGAGGACGAGGCGACGAUUGACCGCCAGAUGGACGAGCUCAGCGGCGCCGUCUCCGUCCUCAACAGGGUCGCCAAGGCACAGACCCAGACGGUCCAGAGGCAGAUUGUCACGGCCGACAGAAUCAACGAGAAGACGGACAUGGUGGAUGAUGGUGUCAGGCUCAACAGGGCCCGUCUCGACCGCAUCAAAUAA
This is a messenger RNA of Verticillium alfalfae VaMs.102, 1044 nucleotides long. RefSeq lists its product with no specific name. Lineage: Eukaryota; Fungi; Ascomycota; Sordariomycetes; Glomerellales; Plectosphaerellaceae. The record is from RefSeq and is a predicted model, not a curated record. Bases 1 to 1044 code for a protein of 347 amino acids. The transcript has 4 exons.